This is a messenger RNA of Solea senegalensis (Senegalese sole), 927 nucleotides long. It is a transcript of the gene psmb13a, whose product is annotated as proteasome 20S subunit beta 13a. The record is from RefSeq and is a predicted model, not a curated record. Gene Ontology annotation, cellular component: proteasome core complex. The coding region runs from base 1 to 825 and encodes 274 amino acids. NCBI's taxonomy places the organism in Eukaryota, Metazoa, Chordata, Actinopteri, Pleuronectiformes, Soleidae. The transcript has 8 exons. Gene Ontology annotation, molecular function: threonine-type endopeptidase activity.
AUGGCGCUAUCAAAUCUCCUGGAAAUUCCUGCGGCUGGCUUUAAUUUCGACAACGCCACUAGAAAUGCUGCAUUAGAGGGUCUUUUUGAAGGACAGAAACCCAAACCUAUGAAAACAGGCACCACUAUUGCAGGAGUGGUGUUCAAGGAUGGUGUGAUAUUGGCAGCUGAUACAAGAGCUACAUCCGGUGAAGUAGUGGCAGACAAGAUGUGUGACAAGAUCCAUUACAUUGCCCCAAAUAUAUACUGUUGUGGAGCAGGUACAGCAGCAGACACAGGGAAGACCACAGAUCUUGUAGCCUCCAACCUUGCUAUCUUCUCGCUGAACAGCGGGAGGAAUCCUCGCGUUAUCAUGGCCGUCAACAUACUACAGGAUAUGCUGUACAGGUAUCGUGGCCAAAUUGGUGCCAAUCUUAUACUGGGAGGAGUAGAUUGCACUGGGAACCACCUGUACACAGUGGGGCCAUAUGGAAGUGUAAAUACGAUGCCUUACCUUUCAAUGGGAUCUGGUGAUCUGGCUGCUCUUGGGAUUUUAGAGGAUGGGUUCAAACCUAAUAUGGAGUUGGAGGAGGCCAAGCAGUUGGUGCGUGUAGCCAUCCACGCAGGCAUCAUGAGUGACCUCGGCUCAGGCCACAACAUCGACAUCUGCGUCAUCACCAGACAAGGGGUGGACCACAACAGACCGUACCAGGAGUCAGAGUAUAAAGACAACAGGAAAGUGAACUAUAGGUACCGUCCAGGCACAACAACCAUUCUGACAGAGAAAGUCGUCCCAUUAAAGCUGGAGCUUGUGCAGGAGACGGUGCAGCAGAUGGAAACAGCCUGAUCCACAAUCCCAUCAUAUGAACAUAUGAUCAUCUUAUUGUUGAUCUUGUUGCUUGAACAAUGAAUCAUAAACACAAAUAAAUAAAUGAAUGAAAUAAGUUCA